Molecule: messenger RNA, 2202 nt
Organism: Ilyonectria robusta
Lineage: Eukaryota; Fungi; Ascomycota; Sordariomycetes; Hypocreales; Nectriaceae
Exons: 3
Coding region: 86-2113 (675 amino acids)
Biological process (GO): urea transmembrane transport
Cellular component (GO): plasma membrane
Molecular function (GO): urea transmembrane transporter activity
Source: RefSeq, a predicted model, not a curated record
GGACCAGCCCUUUUGCCGUUGUUUUCGUAAGGCCUUUGGAUAGCAGCAGCACCAGCAGCAGCAGUCUCGCUCGGCCACAAUCGAUAUGGCAUCGACAGAUGCAACGCCGCCGCUUUCCCAGGGCGUGGCCUACGGGCUGGUCAUUGGCUUUGGCAUCGCCUUCGCACUGAUGAUGAACUUGAUCACCUGGGUAUCGAGGAAGUAUCUCAAUGAAUCCAACGACACCAACAUGCUCAUGACGGCCAAAAAGAGCGUCAAGACCGGCUUGGUCGCCGCCGCCGUCGUGUCGUCAUGGUGCUAUGCGGCCACGCUCCUGAACUCGGUUCGCAUCACCUAUCUCUACGGCUUCGCGGGUCUCUGGUGGUUUGUCUCAGGCGUCUCGGUCCAGAUUGUGCUGUUCGCCAUCAUGGCCAUCGAACUCAAGAGACGCGCACCCCGCGCCAACACCAUCCUUGAGGCUCUGCGCAUUCGCUUCGGGACCAAUACGCACCUCGUCUACUUUGCAUACGGCGUGUCGGUGCAAAUCAUCAUCACAGCGGCGUUGUUGCUUGGCGGCUCGGCGGCCUUCUCAGUGACGACCGGCGCGAACAUUGUUGCCAUGAACUAUCUGAUCCCCCUCGGCGUGGUCAUCUACACGUAUCUCGGAGGCCUGAAGUCCACCAUCUUGUCCGAUUACAUUCACACUCUCGUCAUAUACAUCAUUCUCUUCAUCUUCAUGUUCAAAGUCAUGGCGGUGAAGUCGCUGCCCGUUCUGGGGUCUCCCGGCGCGCUCUGGGACUUGCUGCAGACAGACGCCGCCAUGGCUACCGGUGGUGCUAUUGGAGCCAAGGAUGGCUCAUAUCUAACCAUGCAAUCUGGCGAGGCACUUCUACUCGCCGGAGUCAUCUUGGUCUCAAGCUUUGGAUGUGUGUUUGUCGACCCCAGCUACGGUCAGAAGGCCAUCGCCGGCGAGCCCAACGCCGUCGUGCGCGGUUACUUUUACGGAGCUUUCGCGUGGUUCGCGAUCCCUCUCGGGCUUUGCGCCACUUUGAGCUUCGUGGCCGUCGGACUCGCAAACACCGAGUACUGGCCGGUGGCCGGUGGCGUGACGAUGUACCAGAUCAGUAAUGCCUUGAUCCUUCCUCUCGCUGCCGAGGCCGUCAUGGGUAAGGGCGGCGCGGCUGCGGUCGUCGUCAUGAUCUUCAUGGCCGUCACAUCGUCUUUCAGUGCCGAAAUCAUUGCCCACGCCUCCAUCGUCACGUUCGACAUCUACCAGCCCUACAUCAACCCCAAGGCUGACGACAAGCGACUGAAACUCGUCUCACACGCGGCUCUUACAUUCUUUGCCAUCUUCUCAGCGUCAUUCGCUACGGCGCUCAACUACAGUGGUAUUUCUAUGGGCUGGAUACUAGAGUUCUCCGGAGUCAUUCUCGGGUCGGCCGUCGUCCCCAUCACGCUGGGUGUCAACUCGGCUUACGUCUCUCCAUUGUAUAUGACCUGGGCUGCCCCAAUUGGCACGGUCUGCGCGGUCUGCGCGUGGAUCGGCACCGCCAAGGGCAAGUUCGGGGAGGUUACAGUAGACACGCUGUACGACAAUUGGCCAAUGUUCGCAGGCUGCACCGUCGCGUUGCUGUUGCCUCUUCUGAUCUGGGCAGUCAUGUUUGUCUUUCCCGGCCAGAGGAAGCCAUAUGACUGGGACCGUCUCUUUCUCAUGCAGGCGCGGGAGCCUCGACCUGGCGACAAGGAGUACACCAUGGACGACCUCAGUGAUAUUGGCGAUGAUUGGGAUCCGAAGGCGCUGGCGAAGGCUAGCCGCGAUGCCAAGAUCAUCUCUACAAUCAUGGUUCUCAUCUUCCUCAUCAUCAUACCCUUUUCGCUCUACGGAACAGGAUACAAGUUCAGCCGAAAGUUCUUCACUGGCUGGACGGUUCUCGUGUUUAUCUGGUCCUGGGUUGCCGCCCUCCUCAUCUGGUGCUUGCCGAUCUGGGAGGCAAGACAUACAUGGAUGGCCGUUCUGAAGGGGCUGGCUGGCAAAUCUGAGAAACGCGCGAUAUCACCACCGGACAGCAGGAAUGAAAAUGAAGUCUCAGAGAAGGAUCGCGUGUCGACGGGUGAGACGCAGCCAGUAGCAUGAAUUAUGCAUUCAUGAGUUGACCUUUGGAUGAACCUGGCUUCGCUUAGCGCUACUUGGAUGGUGUUGUCAGCUCUGCGCCUGGCAACGUG